Eleginops maclovinus (Patagonian blennie) is the source of this 5291-nucleotide messenger RNA. Its product is annotated as sia-alpha-2,3-Gal-beta-1,4-GlcNAc-R:alpha 2,8-sialyltransferase-like. The record is from RefSeq and is a predicted model, not a curated record. Gene Ontology annotation, biological process: oligosaccharide metabolic process; N-glycan processing. The coding region runs from base 398 to 1519 and encodes 373 amino acids. Lineage: Eukaryota; Metazoa; Chordata; Actinopteri; Perciformes; Eleginopidae. Gene Ontology annotation, molecular function: alpha-N-acetylneuraminate alpha-2,8-sialyltransferase activity. The transcript has 4 exons.
AGAGGGUGGAUGGGGUGAUGAUGAUGAUGCUAGUGGUAGUGGAUGGGGCUUGUCUCUUUUAGCUGGAUGGAUGUGUUGACGUGCAUUUCAGCUCCAUCUCCAUGAUUAAACCGGCAGCUCGGAGGGGAGUCGCAGCGGAGAUUGAAGCAGCAGCAGCAGCAGCAGCAGCAGCAAUAGAAGAAGAAGCAGUCAGGGGGAAUGAGAGCGGACCGAGUCGCGGCAUCUUCACCAUCAUGCAGCCGACUACCACCACCAGCCGUCCAUUUUACACGAUUAUAUGAGCCCAGGAGUGCCAGUGUGUCUGUGUCCUGCAGACAGGCAGUGUCCAGACCCUGCGAUGACAACGUAGGCCAACGCCUCGCUGCAGCUCCAUACAGGGAAUGAAAACGCUCCCAAGAUGGUCCGCAUCGCCAAGGCCCUGGGUUUGGUUAUUUUGUGCGUCGCCGUGCUCAUACUGUCGCUCAUCAGCUAUGUGUCUCUCCGAAAAGACAGCCUCUUCGCCUCCUCUAAAUAUUACAUGGGAGGCCCGAGGAUUAUGUUCCACGCAGGAUUUAGGUCUCAGUUUGCCAUGAAUUUUCUGGACCCCUCCUUCAUCCCCUUGACUAACGCUCUGAACGAAGAGCUCCAGGGAAAACCGUCCAAAUGGAAGUUCAACAAAACGGCUUUUUAUCAGCAGAGGAAAGAUAUCUUCAGCUACAUAGACAUUCCCACCAACUUCUCCCUCACAAAGAACAGUGUGCGCGUCGGCCAGUUGAUGCACUUUGACUACUCCAGCCACAAGUACGUCUUCUCCAUCAGCAAUAACUUGAAGUCCCUGCUCCCAGAUACCUCUCCCAUCCACAACAAGCAUUACAGCAUGUGCGCCGUGGUGGGCAACAGCGGUAUCCUAACAGGAAGCCACUGCGGCCCCGAGAUCGACCAGGCCGACUUUGUCUUCCGCUGCAACUUCGCCCCCACAGAGGUCUACUCCAAGGACGUGGGCAAAAAGACCAACCUAACCACCUUCAACCCCAGCAUCCUGGAGAGGUACUACAAUAACCUGCUGACCAUUCAGGACCGGAAUAAUUUCUUCCUCAACCUGAAGAAGCUGGAGGGAGCCAUCCUGUGGAUCCCUGCCUUCUUCCUUCAUACCUCAGCCACAGUUACCAGGACCCUGGUGGACUUCUUUGUUGAGCAUAAGGGACAACUGAAAGUGGAACUGGCCUGGCCUGGAAACAUCAUGCAUGAUGUCAACAAAUACUGGAAGACGAAAAACCUCUCCCCCAAACGUCUCAGCACUGGGAUCCUAAUGUACACGCUGGCCUCUGCCAUGUGCGACGAGAUCCAUCUCUACGGCUUCUGGCCUUUUGGAUGGGACCCCAACACAGGCAACGAUCUGCCCUACCACUACUACGACAAGAAAGGGACCAAAUUCACCACCAAGUGGCAGGAGACUCACCAGCUGCCCAGCGAGUUUAAGCUGCUCUACAAGCUGCACAGGGAGGGUGUGAUUAAACUCAGCCUGACACACUGCUCUUAGAUAUGCCAUGGAUGAGUCCAGAGAUGCAGAUACAUCCAUCCAGCUCACUUCUGUUGUGAUCCACAAUGCAUGAUAAGUGUUUAAAUUAUACAUUUCUACACCCUCAUUUGACAAUCACACAUUCAAAUCACGCUGUAACUUCACACGACGAUGUCACAGAUUUAUCAUAGCGUUGUAACUCAUUUAUCAGUAUAUUGUUGUCUUUAGCACUGCACAGUUAGGGCUUUUUACGUCGCUCAGUUGCUUCCAUUACUCUCCUUUGCAUGGCUGCUGGCCGUGGUGAAACAGCAUAAACUAUUUUUACUGAGGUUAGUAGGGGGAUGCCACAAAAAGUCAAAUCAUCCAGUUCAGUUUAACACACUAUUGAUUUAUUAAUCACAUUUACAGCAGUAUACUGAUUCUUUACACUGAAAUCACUGCCUAAUCUCAGGGAAGGAGUUAGAUCAGUGUUUUUUUGUAAUCAGAUUCAAUGCCUCAAGAGAGGUGCAGUUUCUGUUUGCAGGCCUUUUUCUCCCUAUGAGGUGUCAGAUAAUCUGCACUUCUCUGGAAGAUGGUAUUUGUUUACUAGACUGCACCCCAUAUAAAUACACACACACACACACACACACACACACACACACACACACACACACACACGCACACACACGCACACACACACACACACACACACACACACACACACACACACACACACACACACACACACACACACACACACACACACACACACACACACACACACACACACAUAUAUACACUUUUGUGUCUUGGCUGUCCACUUCAAAUUUGGUUCUUCAAUUUAUUUUUUGAGAUUCUCGCAUUUUUGGAAAGUUAUUUGACAUUCCGACAAUAAGCCAUACAUUCAUGGACAGUGCGUUAUCAUUUAAAUACAGAAUUUUAGAAAGACUGUUAUUGCCUACAUUAGGUUCUGUAACAUUUAAAAAUAUCUUCCAACAAGACCAUUAGCAAUUCCAUAGCCAUACUAGCGGUUACAUUUGAGUCAUGGAACUUCCAAAAAAGUAAAUACCCAAAAUGGUGUUUACCAACACAAAGUUUAUAUACAUUUAUUUGUGUAUGGCACAUGUUGUACAAAUUGAGCAAGGACCAUUGUAGAAGGUGUUUGAUGGUAUUUAAAACGUAUCUUAAAGGCAGUAUGAUGAGUCAAAGAUCAUCCACAGGGUAUUUAUUAUUCUGAAAAAUUACAUUUUAGUUCUAUGAGUCGAAUGUUUCAAUGCAUGAGAGUCACAAAGUGGGGCUACGGCUGCUCCAGCUCUACGUAAAUUAAUUUCUAAGUUUGUCCUAAUUAACUACUAGCUAGUUUAAAAACUCAGGAAGAAGGCCAAAAAAACAACCCCCCAUAAAACUACAAUAUUUUGCUUUUUACAGGGUUUUUUGUACAAUGUAAACAAACGAGGUCGAUGUAUCCUUUAAAACCCAAUACCUUUGCUAAUAAAGACUUGUAUAAUGUUUUAGGGGGUCAAACAUCUGACAAUCCUAUGUAAACGUUGUCAUAAAUGCAGAAAUGCAGCAUAAUGCAGAAAUAAGUAGGUUUUCAAGUUAGGCUAGUAAUAUUAAUGCAGUUUAGCACUACAGAUUGUCAAAUGUCCAAUCAUGCUAAUCUAGCAUGUUUUUCAGUCAUUAAGGCUGACAUUCCUGGCAUAUGGUUUUGUGAUUUGAGGUAUUUGAUAAAGUUUACAUUAUAACACAGUUUAGAUGUGGCAAAUUCAAUACUAUCUUUUUUACUCGUUAAUUCAAACCGUUUGAUUAUUAGCAAUCUAAUGUUAGCUUUGUCAGUUUGUUCAGUUGAAGUUAGCCUACACCUGCAGUUUAGUCAGCGUAAAAGUAGUAACUCAUAUUCAUAUGUAAGACAACAAACAUACAUAGUUGUUGUAGUGAAACUGGUUGGAAAUUAUUAAAAAGGUUAAGUUUGAAUUUACGAAAAGCUGUUGGAUAAGUGAACAUUUUACAAUUCUUACAAUAACAGGGCAGAAAAUGUAAAGUUAAUCCAGAGGGUACCAGACCAUCUUGUGACCUAAAUCGCAGCGCUAGCGUGGCAAAAAAAGCCAGGAAAUACAUUUAUUUAGACUUUUUUUUGUAAAAUAACAGCAAUGGAACUUAAAGUUUACCUCUAUUUCAAUUAAAUCUAUAAAGAGGAGAAUACACUAUUUAUUACAUAUCUUUUGUUGGAGGGGGGUUAAUCAUCCAUCAUGUACCAUAUCAAUUCCAAUAUUUGUGACAUAAAACAACAAAGUUAAUGAAUGUUAUAUGACUUAAAUGCAUCUCGGAUAAAGAGCAUGAUCCAUGACAUUGCAUGUGAGGCACUAACAAAUAUUUUAGGCUAGUUUUAUACAACCUUUUUGAAGAUUGUUUUGAGGGUAUAAAUGUAGUUAUUUGCUAUUGUUUGUACUCCUGACGGUGUAUUAGUAUAACACCAGUGUCUUUGUACAAGAUACUUCUGAAGGCUAAAGAAAGAACCCUAAUAUAUUUUACACGGGACCAAAACCUAUAGAUAAACUUAAAAAUGAACAAGCUUUAUUUUUUGUAAACUUUAGAUAAUCUUGGGUUCUCAAAAACAGUUUUCCCUGUCAAGCUUCACUGAUGCUGACAUGCAGGGGGGUUGAAAGCUGGCCACAUGACUCGUCUCAUGACUUUACAACAUGUGUUCCUUGUUGCAAACCUUGGCUGAGACUGAGGUUUAACAAAUCGAGCAAUGCAGUCAUUCAUACUUCCAGAUGUGUGCUUUUGUGCUCAUUGAGAUAAAGUAUUGGAGGCAUUUGCUUGGCAUCCUGUCAUACACAUAGAGUUCCUUUUUUCCGUCUCAUUUAGGCAAGAAAAACAUUUCAGAUGACCUUUGUGUCUCGUCUCCAAUUAACAGUGCAGUCACCACCAUGAAACCACAUAUUGGAUGAUAAUGUUGGAACUUUAGCUGCAUUUAUUGAUGUCAUCUGUGUACAUUAAAGGAUAUUUUCCGUAGACCCUUCAUAAGAAAUGUUUACACCAAAGAAAAGUGUUCAAAGAGGAAAUGUUAGCUCGAUAAGAAUUGAUUUGGGAUUCAGGAAACCGAAUGACAACUAACAACAAGUAUUAUUGUAAAGAAAUAGAGUUUCCCUUUUGUGAUGUUGAAUUUGACUUUUGUGGCACAACAAUAAUUUUGAACUUCUUGUUUCUUGGCUUCAGCCAAAGUAUUGUGGUGGAAUUUCUUUGUGACUCCAUGAAUGUCCUAGACAGAUUUGUUUGAAAAAUCCACUGACAUGAAUGCAGGACAUUUUUAAGUUUCUCUCUUUAUUUAAUUAAAAUCAAUGUGUAGAAUGUGUGUAAACAAUAAUGAUGCUAACAAAGUCUGUGAGGAUUGUAUUUCCAGUCAGAAUAGCAGUUUAGCUUUGUGUGCAUUACAUUUAAAUGAAAAGACAGUGACAUGUACAUAAACAUAAAAUGUCUUUAUUCCAAACGCAGCACUAUACAGGUUUUUGUUCCAACAACCCUUUAACAUUAUUGUACUUGUGUUUGAUCUGCAUGGCAAAUAUGUUCCAUAAUGCAUAAAAAAGCUUGGCUGCUUAUGUACAUGUCGUAUAAAAUUCAUAAAUCAGAUAAAUGACUUAGCUAUCUUGGUUGUUCUAACAAAAAAAAUGAUCAUCCAUAUAACAAAUGUAACCAUGUCUUAAAUGUUUUUGGAUUAUACUCCAUGAUAAAUAUACAUUAUGUGCCUGCAUAUUCUCCCAUCAAUGCCUCAAUGUGUCAAAUAAAAACUUUUUUUUUCCUCUGAUAUGACCCA